This is a messenger RNA of Microdochium trichocladiopsis, 561 nucleotides long. RefSeq lists its product as uncharacterized. The record is from RefSeq and is a predicted model, not a curated record. Lineage: Eukaryota; Fungi; Ascomycota; Sordariomycetes; Xylariales; Microdochiaceae. The transcript has a single exon. The coding region runs from base 1 to 561 and encodes 186 amino acids.
AUGGCAGGACACAUCCAAUCCAAGGCGGCCGCACCUGCCCUCUGCGCUCGCAGCAGGCUCUUCUCGACCGCCUUGGCCGUCUUGACCCUGCUCUUCCAUCUACAUAGUACGCCACACAUGUCGACUUCAUCCCAUGUCCCCGUCCGUUCGGGCUUGGCAAGCACUGGAUCACUGUCACUGUCACUCCAGCACAACCGCCUUGGCGAGAUCCGAGCGGGACAAUACAACACAACCCAUCCCCCUACGAUCGUCGUUCUGCCGGACCACUCUCGCCGAAGCGACCGUGUCGCCCAUGUCUCGACUACUGUGUCAGACGAGCUUCCAUCUUUUCGCUCCGGGACUCCACCUUCGGAUUCCGCCCGCCCAGGUGGUGCUUGCGUCAAUCAGCGGGGCCUGCACAUCCUCCCCGUCUCGCCCGUCUCUCCGGUUCGCCCUUCCCGACGCCGUCUCCACCUGCCCUCUCCACCGCCAGACAAGCCUUCGCCGAGCGUUGACGAGCUCUGUCCACUCUGCUCACGGACCCAGCAAGCAACCUCGUGCCCAAUAGGGGGACUUGGGUGA